Molecule: messenger RNA, 2669 nt
Organism: Aspergillus versicolor CBS 583.65
Lineage: Eukaryota; Fungi; Ascomycota; Eurotiomycetes; Eurotiales; Aspergillaceae
Gene: sac6
Product: fimbrin
Exons: 5
Coding region: 498-2420 (640 amino acids)
Biological process (GO): actin filament bundle assembly; actin filament network formation
Cellular component (GO): actin filament bundle; actin filament; cytoplasm
Molecular function (GO): actin filament binding; calcium ion binding
Source: RefSeq, a predicted model, not a curated record
AACCGUCUAGAUGUAUGUACAAAAUAACAAGACAAUUUAUCUAUACUCCACCUCUGAUGUUAGUCUGAAGCAUGUCGAUAGUUCAUGUUUCUGACACACUUGUAUUAUUUCGUGGUAUGGUCUUCAAAAGCGCGGUAAUACGGGAUCUCGCUGUUGAGGAUAGGCACCGAGUCGAUCUUACGGCUGUCGACCCCGCCCCGCUCCGUUGUAAGGUUAGUACAGUAAAUAUCCAUCUGCCUGAGCCACGGCUUAGGCUACCUAAAUAUGGAUAGUACGGCUCGAGUACGUAGGAGUACUUAAACCUCAGCCCCCCACAGUGUAUCGUCAAAGCCACACCCUCACAGGCACUCUUAUGCCCCCUCCUUCCCUGCUCCCCGCUUUGAAGACCUACUCAUCGGUCAAUUCCUUCGUCCGUGUCGGAAAGCGGACUCUUCAAAGCCCUGCCCUUUCUGAAAAUCAUCGACACCCUCUUCCUAGACCUGAGAGCACCAAGCAAAAUGAAUGUGAUUAGACUUCAAAGGAAGUACCCGCAGUUUGAGCAGGGUGAGAUUUUUUCUCUCCAGGAUGCGUUCCGGAAGUUAGAUGUGGACGACAAGGGAUAUAUAGAUGAGGGCACGGUGAUCAAAGCCACACAGCAAUCAGAGCGUCAACCCUACGACACAGUGAGACAAACACUAAAAGAGGUAGAGCUUGAUAGCUCUCGUCGAGUAGAACUUGAAGACUAUGUCGAUCUCAUUGCCAAACUUCGCUCCGGCUCGGCACAAGGCGCACCUGUUCGAGACCCGGUUUCUGCAACUGCCCCCAAUGCACCACGACACGCCUCGAAAGGUAGUUUAGGAGGAAAAAUCCAUGUCCAAGGUUCCUCCUCGAAUGUGACGCACACAAUCAACGAAGAUGAGAGGACUGAAUUCACGAGGCAUAUCAAUGCUGUCCUCGCUGGUGACCCGGAUAUUGGACACCUUCUACCCUUUCCUACCGAUACUUUCGAGAUGUUCGAUAAAUGCAAAGAUGGGUUAGUCUUGGCCAAACUGAUCAACGACAGCGUUCCAGAUACGAUCGAUGAGCGCGUCUUGAAUAAAUCUGGCAGGAAAAUAAAGGAGCUCAAUGCUUUCCACAUGACCGAAAACAACAACAUUGUCAUCAACUCGGCUAAGGGGAUCGGAUGUUCGGUCGUAAACAUCGGAAGUGGCGACAUUAUAGAAGUGCGAGAACAUCUUAUCUUAGGCUUGAUUUGGCAAAUUAUUCGCCGCGGUCUGCUCGGGAAAAUUGACAUCAAACUCCACCCCGAGCUGUACAGGCUUCUUGAAGAGGAUGAGACAUUGGAGCAAUUCCUACGUCUCCCUCCUGAGCAGAUAUUACUGCGCUGGUUCAAUUACCACUUAAAAAACGCGCAAUGGCCGCGAAGGGUUACAAAUUUCUCCACCGAUGUAAAAGACGGCGAGAAUUACACCGUCCUCCUAAAUCAACUGGCACCUGAACUUUGCUCACGACAACCGCUCCAGACUCGAGACCUACUACAACGUGCUGAUGACGUGCUGACAAACGCGGAAAAGUUGAACUGUCGCAAAUUCUUGACUCCAACAUCACUUGUUGCAGGGAAUCCAAAACUUAACCUUGCGUUUGUUGCUAAUCUAUUCAACACCAUACCUGGUCUUGACCCUAUUACCGAGGAGGAAAAGCUGGAGGUUGAGGACUUUGACGCCGAAGGGGAGCGGGAGGCAAGAGUCUUUACCUUGUGGCUAAAUUCACUCGAUGUGCAGCCCGCCGUCAAUUCAUUGUUUGAUGACCUUCGCGAUGGAGCCAUCUUGAUGCAGGCAUACGACAAGGUUAUUCCUGGCAGUGUCAACUGGAGACACGUCAACAAACCGCCAGCAUCGGGACAAGAGAUGAUGCGAUUCAAGGCAGUAGAGAACACCAACUACGCCAUCGAACUUGGUAAAUAUCACGGUUUCUCCUUGGUGGGUGUUCAAGGAGCAGAUAUUACCGAUGGCCAACGGACCCUAACACUGGGCUUGGUGUGGCAGCUGAUGAGGCGGGAUAUCACCAACACUCUCUCAAGCCUGGCAAGUCGACUGGGUAAGCGCGAAAUCACCGAUUCAGAAAUGAUCAGGUGGGGCAAUGAUAUGUCCCGCAAAGGUGGCCGCAACUCUUCCAUCCGCAGCUUCAAGGAUCAAUCAAUUGGCUCCGGCGUGUUCCUGCUCGAUGUGCUUAACGGAAUGAAAGCCUCCUAUGUUGAUUAUGAUCUUGUAACUCCAGGCCAGACUGAUGAACAGGCCUAUGCGAACGCAAAACUCAGCAUCAGUAUCGCACGCAAGCUAGGUGCAACUAUUUGGCUGGUGCCUGAGGAUAUCUGCCAGGUUCGGUCUCGCCUGGUGACUACCUUUAUCGGAUCCCUUAUGGCUACACAUGAGAAAAUGUAGUAGGGAAGCUCAGGAAAGAAUAGCGUAGUGGACGAAGAGGUCGUGGAGGAAGAGGUGCUGGUGGCCGUCGAAGUCGGCUCAGCAGUGCUAUCUCGCCCACAUUACUCUACUAAACUGUUCUUGUUAUGCUUAUGGUGCGGUUAUUGGCACCUAAAAUUGUCAUUUAAAAUAAAAAAUAAGUGCAAAAACAAUAUUACUAUUUUUGUAUUGAUGGAGGCUCUCCAAAAUAUUUCAUAGUGGAUUUCCGAC